Gekko japonicus is the source of this 2340-nucleotide messenger RNA. Its product is annotated as vomeronasal type-2 receptor 26-like. Gene Ontology annotation, molecular function: G protein-coupled receptor activity. The coding region runs from base 1 to 2340 and encodes 779 amino acids. Gene Ontology annotation, cellular component: membrane. The transcript is spliced from 6 exons. Lineage: Eukaryota; Metazoa; Chordata; Lepidosauria; Squamata; Gekkonidae. The record is from RefSeq and is a predicted model, not a curated record. Gene Ontology annotation, biological process: G protein-coupled receptor signaling pathway.
AUGGGUCCACCAAAUCCUGGGAAGAGGAUACAACAUGAGUGCAGACUUGAACACCACUAUCCAGAGGGAUAUUAUAAAGAUGGAGACUUCAUUAUUGGUGCUGUCUUAUCCCAGUACCUUACUUGGGAUAAGACAGAGGCAUUUAAUACCCAGCCUCCACUUGCAUACUUGUUAGAUGAAUACCCCCUAACUCGUAACUAUCAACAUGUCCUAGCCUUGGUCUAUGCCAUAGAGGAGAUUAACAGGAACCUAGGUUUGCUGCCCAACAUCACUCUAGGAUUUCACAUCCAUGAAAAUUAUUUCAAUGAACGGAAAACAUAUGAAUGUUCCUUGAGUCUGUUUUCCAAAAGGAUCAGAACAAUCCCCAACUUUGUCUGUAGGAAACGGAACAAGCUUGUCGCUGCUAUUGGAGGGCUAAAGUCCACAUCAUCCAUUCAGAUGGCAAACAUCUUAGGGAUUUACAAGAUACCACAGAUUAGCUAUGGGUCAUCAGAUGCUGUCUUUAGUGAUAAAACCCUUUUCCCAUUUUUCUAUCGGACUGUCUCAAGUGAAGCUCUCCAGACUUUUGGAAUAACCCAGGUGCUUUUGCACUUUGGUUGGACCUGGAUUGGUCUCAUAGUUUCCGAUACUGAAGAAAGUGAAAAUUUUGUCCAUAAUUUGAAGAAGGAAUUUGUUCUAAAGGGGGUAUGCAUUGAAUUCACAGAAAAGCUUUUAAAAAACCCUCCCACCAAAAUUAUGUUGAAACUGAAAGAAAAAAUAAAGGCAUCCUCCUCCAAUAUCAUUGUGGUCUAUGGAGCUACAGAUUACCUGGUCUGGGUGAAGAUAACCUUUGAAAGCUUCACAUUCCAUGGGAAAGUUCUGGUCACUACUUUCCAGUGGGACUUCCUAUCCACGGUCUCUCCAACACAUCUAGGAUUUCAUGCAUUCAAUGGUGCCUUGUCAUUUGCUCAUCAUGCAAAUGAAAUUGUUGGAUUUCGAGAUUUUCUUCAGACCAUAAGCCUCAGCAAAUACCCAGAUGAUGUUUUCAUGAAGUAUUUCUGGGGGAAUGUGUUCCACUGCUUGAUUCCAUCUCUAGAUUUGGGCAAUAUGCACCAGUUCCCAUGUACUGGACAUGAAAGGCUCCAAGAUCUGCCUAGCUUCAGUUUUGAUUUUCAGACAUUGGACUUGAGCUACAAUAUCUACAAAGCAGUUUAUGCUAUUGCACUAGCAUUGCAUAAAAUGUAUUCAUCUAGUCACAUUCAAAAACAGCUGGUGAACCAAGCAAGACCACUGGUGCACAGUAUUAAACCAUGCAAGGUGCCACAGUCAACAUGCACAAAGAGCUGCCUUCCAGGACACCAAAAACAAGCUAUAGAAGGAAAACCAGUCUGUUGUUUUGAGUGUUCUCCAUGCCCAGAAGGAACAUUUUCCAAUUACAUAGAUCAUUGUGAGAAGUGUCCGGAAGAUCAGUAUCCAAACCCUAACAAAGAAAAAUGCCUUCAGAAGCCAAUCACGUUCUUGUCCUUUCAUGAGCCUCUGGGGAUUACUUUAGUUGUCAUAACUGGUUUACUUUUUCUGAUCACAGUUUUUGUCUUAGGAACCUUUGUUAAGUAUCAAGAUACUCCCAUUGUCAAAGCCAAUAACCGGAAUCUUACCUAUAUUCUCCUCCUGUCCCUCAUGCUCUGCUUUCUUUGCCCUUUGCUUUUUAUUGGCCAGCCUGGGAAAAUAACCUGCCUACUCCAACAAAUAGCUUUUGGCAUCAUCUUCUCUGCCUCUGUCUCUUGUGUGUUGGCAAAGACUGUGACUGUGGUUCUGGCUUUCAUGGCCACCAAGCCUGGAAGUAGAAUGAGGAAAUGGGUUAAUGCAAAAGUGACUAUUGCCAUCUUUCUCUCUUGCACCCUUGUUCAAGUUGCCAUCUGUAUUGCCUGGCUUAGGUCCUCUCCCCCAUUCCCUGAUUUUGAUCUAAAAUCUGAAGCUAAGCAGAUCGUAAUGAAAUGCAAUGAAGGAGCCAUUGUCAUGUUCUACACAGUCUUAGGUUACUUGGGCUUCCUUGCAAUUGUCAGCUUCACUGUAGCUUUCCUAGCUAGGAAACUACCGGAUGUUUUCAAUGAAGCCAAGUUUAUCACUUUCAGUAUGCUGGUGUUCUGCAGCGUUUGGAUCACCUUUAUUCCCACGUACCUAAGUACCAGGGGGAAAUUCAUGGUGGCUGUAGAGAUAUUCUCUAUUUUAGCUUCCAGUACUGGUAUGCUAGGAUGCAUCUUUCUCCCCAAAAUCUACAUAAUUUUCAUGAGGCCUGAUAGGAACACAAAAGAGAAGUUACUUAAAAAAAUGAAUACUGAUGUAACACAGUUGAAAAAAUGA